This is a messenger RNA of Sinocyclocheilus anshuiensis, 6767 nucleotides long. Its product is annotated as rapamycin-insensitive companion of mTOR-like. The record is from RefSeq and is a predicted model, not a curated record. The transcript has 39 exons. Lineage: Eukaryota; Metazoa; Chordata; Actinopteri; Cypriniformes; Cyprinidae. Bases 13 to 5196 code for a protein of 1727 amino acids. Gene Ontology annotation, cellular component: TORC2 complex. Gene Ontology annotation, molecular function: protein serine/threonine kinase activator activity. Gene Ontology annotation, biological process: positive regulation of phosphatidylinositol 3-kinase/protein kinase B signal transduction; TORC2 signaling.
UCCGGUGUUGUGAUGAUGAACGUCCCUGCCAACAUGGCGGUCAGCAUCCGCGGCCGUCCGACCCGGAGUGUACGGAUGAGAGGUCGGAAUGACAGCGGGGAAGAGAAUGUACCGCUGGAUCUUACGCGGGAACCCUCAGAUAACAUGCGUGAGAUCCUUCAGAACAUUGCCAAAUCUCACGGGGUUUCCAACAUGAGGAAGCUUGGCCACCUGAACAACUUUGUUAAGCUCCUGAACAGUGUAAGUCACUGUGAAGAGAAAUUAGGAUUUACAUAUGAGGAAAUCAUCAUUUGUCUGCGUGUAGCGUUGUUGAAUGAGGUGAAGGAGGUUCGGGCUGCAGGUUUGAGAGCACUAAGGUAUCUGAUCCAUGAUAGUAGUGUCCUCCAGAAAUUUCUUCAGCUGCAGGUGGAUUACCUGGUCUCCAGGUGUAUUGACAUUCAGCAAAGUAAUGAGGUGGAGAGAACUCAAGCCCUCAGACUGGUCAGAAAGAUGAUAACAGUGAACGCACAGCUCUUUCCCAGCUCUUUGACAAACUCUUUGAUCGCGGUGGGGAACGAUGGGCUGCAGGAGAGAGAUCGCAUGGUUCGAGCCUGCAUCGCCAUCAUUUGUGAACUUGCACUGAAGAACCCAGAGAUUGUGGCCCAGCGGGGGGGUUUGAACACCAUCCUAAAGAACGUCAUCGACUGCCAGCUGAGCCGCAUCAACGAGGCCCUGAUCACCACCAUACUGCACCUGCUCAAUCACCCGCACACACGCCAGUACAUGCGCGCCGAUGUUGAACUGGAGCAAAUUCUCGCACCUUACACAGACUUUCACUACAGACAUAACCCUGACACAGCAGAGGCACAAAUCAAGGAAGACAGAGAAGCUCGUUUUUUAUCCAGUAAAAUGGCUAUUGUUGCAGCCUUCCGCUCAUGGUCAGGUAUUAUAAACCUGUGUAAAUCAGGAAACUCAGGGGUCCAGUCUUUGAUAGGCCUGCUCUGUAUACCAAACAUGGAAGUCAGGAAAGCCUUAUUAGAAGUCAUGUACGAGAUCUUCAGAUUGCCUGUUCCUAUAGUGACAGGAGAUUUUGAGGAAGCGCUGCACAGCGUGGACCCCAGCAAGUUUCAGGACAGCUGGAGACUCUCUGAUGGGUUUGUAGCUGCAGAAGCCAAAGUCAUAUUGCCUCACAGAGCACGAUCCAGACCAGACCUCAUGGACAACUACCUGGCACUACUGCUGUCUGCCUUUAUCAACAGUGGACUACUGGAGGGUCUGGUGGAGGUGGUGACCAGCAGUGAUGGACGGAUAUCAGUGAGAGCCACCAUACUGCUCGGAGAACUUCUGCACAUGGCCAAUACGAUUCUUCCUCACUCUCACAGUCAUCAUCUGCACUGUCUGCCCACGCUAAUCAACAUGGCUGCUUCCUUUGACAUCUCUCAGGAGAAACGGCUACAUGCCAGUGCAGCUGUGAACCACCUGAAGCGUUUCCACGAAAAGAAACGUCAUGGCCCCAAACCUUACAGUCUUUACCUGGAUCACAUCCUGCGCAGGACGUCCAACUCCACUCACAAGAGAGAGCAGCACCAGCGUCCACAGAAGGACAUCUGUAUUAUGAAGGACACUGAAGAGGCGCUGAUGAUGAACUUGAGGGACAGUCAGAUCCUAAAUCACAAACAGAACCUGGACUGGAACUGGGUUCUGAUCAUCACUAUACUGAAGUGGCCAAAUGUGAACCUCAGAAACAACAAGGACGAGCAGAUGCACAAGUUUGUAAGGAGGUUGCUGUAUUUCUAUAAGCCCAGCAGUAAGCUGUACUCGGCUCUGGAGCUGGAUCAUGCCAAAGCCAGACAACUGACGGUAGCAGGCUGCCAGUUCAACCAGUUCCUCUUGGAUUCAGAAGAGGACGGUCAGGUGUAUCUAGAGGAGCUCGUGAAGGAUAUCGUCCAGUGGCUCACAUCCUCUUCUGGGCUUAAAUCUGAACGCAGUCUCCAUAGCAACGGCCUCCUCAGCACCCUCAGUCAGCACUACUUCCUGUUUCUGGGUACUCUGUCUGCACAGCCGGCCGGAGUCAAAAUGCUGGAGAAAUGUGGCGUAUUUCAGUGUCUGUUGAGCUUGUGCUCGAUGAAAAACCAGGAUCACCUGCUGAAACUAACGGUCUCCACUCUGGACUACAGCAGAGACGGACUCGCGCGAGUCAUCCUGUCCAAGAUCCUUACUGCGGCCACUGACAACUGCCGUAUGUACGCCACCAAACACCUGCGUGUGCUGCUGCGCGCUAACGUUGAGUUCUUCCGUAACUGGGGGAUGGAGUUGUUAGUCACACAGCUGCAUGACCACAACAAAACUGUUUCCAUGGAGGCACUGGACAUCCUGGACGAAGCCUGUGAAGAGAAGGCCAGCCUGCACGCUCUGAUCCACAUGAAACCAGCUCUGUCUCACCUGGGAGAGAAAGGCCUUCUGCUGCUGUUGAGGUUCCUGUCCAUCCCAAAGGGCUUCUCUUACCUCAAUGAAAGAGGCUACGUCAACAAACAGCUCGAUAAAUGGCAGAAGGGGUAUAAUCUGAAGUAUGUGGACAUGAUUGAGGAGCAGUUGAAUGAAGCUCUCACAACAUACCGCAAACCUGUCGAUGGAGACAACUACGUCCGUCGCAGCAACCAAAGGUUACAGAGGCCAAAUGUGUUUCUCCCUGUGCAUUUAUAUGGGCAGUUGGUCCAUGAUAAAACCGGCUGCCUGCUGCUGGAAGCUCAGGGUGUUAUCCCGGAUCUCAGCUACACAGUCCGAUCUCCAGUGUUGGAUAAAUGGGAAGGCAUUAAACAGCUGAAGGCGGCACUAUGGGCUCUGGGCAACAUUGGCAGCUCAAACUGGGGUCUGAACCUCCUACAGGAGGAGAACGUGAUUCCAGAUAUUAUUGUUCUGGCUCAGCACUGUGAGGUUCUGUCCAUACGUGGUACGUGUGUGUAUGUGCUGGGUGUGAUCAGCCGCACACGGCAGGGCAGUGAUGUGCUGAAGGCUUUGGGAUGGGACUCCGUUCGGCACAGCCGCAGGCAGCAGUGGCCUGUCGUCCCUGAUGAAGUGGAUGCUCCGCUACCCAGCGAACUGUCAUCAGUGCCCAGCACACUCAGCCUCAACUCGGAGUCCACCAGCUCACGCCACAACAGCGAGAGCGAAAGUCAGCCCAGUUUGUAUUUCGUGGAUGACGAUCGCGAGGAUUUGGACAUGUACGAGGACUCUUCUCUCAGUAUGCACACAAAAACCUCAAAGGACAGAAGCCCCUUCACCAUCCUGACCCCUUCACAUCUCCGAAACCGCUUUCUGAACUCCCUGUCUCUGCCCAGUAAGAAGGGACGGAGCCCCAGUGACACUAAAGGCACGACAAACUCGGGAAAAUCUCCCGAGGAGCUCCGGCUCAUGCGGCGCAACCGGACCAUAACGGAGCUCUCGAACUAUUCUCCAGGCCACUCGGGGCAGAGCGAGGUCUUUUAUAAUGGCAGUCGCAUGCCUCGCAGCCCAACGGUCAGCCUUGAGACUUCGUUUGUGGGUAUAAAAGCACUAGCAGAGCCGUACGGCACUGAGGGAUGCUCGGAUUUGGAAGGCACAGGUCAACAUAAGGCCGUGACCCCGGGCGACGGUCAGCGGGAGCGUUUGACCUGCGACAGCGCCUCUGUGCUGCCAGGCGGCGGCACGUUUAAGAGCCGCAGUCAUAGCUUCAACACGGACACGACCACCAGUGGCAUCAGCUCCAUGAGCUCCUCCCCAUCCCGAGAGCCCGCCUCCUCCAUCGCCAUGGAUACGGACUGCGCCAGCCUCAACACGGUGGUCAGCGCCAAAACUGUGAAAAUGCAACACUCGCUCAGUCCUCAGUCCAACCACAACCACAUCCUGUUGUCCAAGUCCAAUUCCACCUCGCUGGUUCCUCUGGGGUCGGCGCACACGCUGCCGCGCAGGGCGCAGUCGCUGAAGUCGCCCUCGGUGGCCACGAUCAAGACCCUGGUGGACUGCAGCUACAUCUACACGAGCCCCCGUGAUGCGCUGGGAUACGCCACGUUGAAACGGCUGCAGCAGCAGAGGAUCCACCCGUCUCUCUCACACAGCGAAGCGCUGGCGUCUCCUGCUAAAGACGUGCUGUUUACAGACACCAUCACCAUGAAAACACGCAGCCUCGACUCACGGCUCACCCCACGCAGGUGUUCUGGUAAAAGGUAUUCUGGGCCGUUCAGCUCCCACCGCAGAGUGUCCAGAACUCUUGUGCCAUGGUUUUUGAAAGCUCUGAGUUUUGCGUCUCUGGAUAAGGAGGACUUGCUGAGUCCGAUCAAUCACUCCACCCUGCAGCGCUCCUCUUCCCUGCGCUCCAUGGUCUCUAGCGCCACCUUCGGCUGCAGUGAGGACUACAUCGGCCUGGCACUGCCCCUGGACAUCAACCACAUGUUUCAUAUUAAAGAAACAUCAUAUUUCCAGAAGAGAACAAGCCCUCCUGCUGGAGAAAAAUCAUCCAAAUUUCUUUUUGGAGAAUCUGAUGAGUCGUGUCGUGGUCCUGCACUAAAGCCGCAGAUGAGUAUAACAGAGCUGUUAAACAGCAGCCGGUCAGAACAGCACCACCUGCUGGGAGACGAUGAGAGUACAGGCCUACAGGAGCACACAGAGCAGAACUGCCUCUACUGCAGCGCUCUCACCGUCCUCGGCUCACACACACACAGCCACCUGAACAACACACACACUCGCACAGAUCUGUCUGAUGGUUUCUCUCAGUGGCACAGCCAGCCUUCCCAUAAUCACCUGGAGGUGGUCGCGCAGUCCAAGUUCUCGGGGAUCUCGGGCUGCAGCGACGCGGCCGUCAGUCAAGGUUCGGCCAGCAGCACUCCCAGCACAGAGCUCAUACUGGGUGGAAAGGCGAUAUCUGAGGAUGGACCGGCCUGCAGAGUUCUGUUGAGGAAAGAGGUUCUGCGACUCGUCAUCAACCUCAGCUCUUCAGUCGGCACCAAAGGACACGAAACCGGACUGCUCACGAUAAAGGAGAAGUUUGCGUUCACUUUUGAUGACAUCUGCCUGUACUCUGAGGUGUCCUUCCUGCUGGCCAACUGCAGGUUUCGUCUGGCCUCACGCCGCUUCAUCCAAGAGCUCUUCCAGGAUGUGCAGUUCAUUCCGCUGUAUGAUGAAGCUGAAGCAGUGCUGAAUAAACCACCGCAGCCUGUUCCUGUGGAGACUGAGGAGUCUUGAUACCUCUGUCAGCUUCCUGAACACCUCUCUGCCGUUAUCCCAUCCUCUCAUAUGGCACAGACAGACACGCAUGGAGGACGAGAAAGGAAUCGCUUACAGGAACACCGAAACAAGCCCCUGGACUUCAGACGGUGUUUCUGAAGGGGAGCAGUUUACCAAAUAACGUCUUCAGACUGUGAAACAGGUGAACCGCUUCACAUGGUCCGAACAUACAGAUGGACGUGUUCACAAAGAACGAUUUGAAUGAAAAAGCUGUUUACACUUUAAGAGCGCCAGAUGCACAAAUGAGAGAGAUGCUUCUCUGCACUGGUGUUUGUACAUAUCCACCCCAUCCUGAUAUUUCAAAAUAUCACACAAACACUACAAAGAAUUCAGCGCAAAUGAUUUGACGAUGAAUUUAGGACUUCCAGAACUGAAAGAAUGGGCGAAACAUUGAUUACAUUUGUACUAUUUAUUAGUUUCUUUUCUUUUGUACGUGUGUGUUUGGAUUUUUUAUGACCUCCAGACAAUCAGAAUUCAGUGUUUUGGAGUUUAAAAAAAAAAACAUAGCGAUAUUUGAACCCUUAGCAUCGCACAUUUUUGGAAAUCUGUGAUCCGCGUACCGUCUCAAAUACUCUCGCAGGAAAUUCUCCUCCAAAAGAUGCAGGCGAAGCACACGCACACAUACUCGGUCACAGAGCUAGUUCGACUGAUAAUAGUCUGGAUGUUUUCACCAACUCCAGGGUGGAUCUCACGAAGUCCAGGUUGUAUUUCACCUCAUUUAUGAUUAUUGUAAAGCUGAAUUCUGUGAGAAAUGUUCUUGAUUAUCAUGAAUAUUGAGUCACAAUGCAAAAGAUCUUCAUGGAAAAAUUAAUUGCAUCUUUUGUAAUCUGAUUUUGGAUUGAAAUGUGGCCCAGACAUGUGAGAUUCACCCAUUAAUUUGGAUCGGACAAACAGCAGUUAUUAAAUUUCUGCAUAAAACCUUUGCAGACUCAUUCUCCAUAUCAUACUAGACUCGUCUGGUGCUGUGGUCUGCUCACCAUACACUGAUCUGAUGCUGAUCGGUGAUACGGUGGUGGUCAGUUUGGACUCAGACCUAUAGGAAAUUAAACCAGAAGUGAAACAUAAUCAUGCAUGGUAUCAUUUUAUUGACAUAUGAUUAAUAAAAGGGAUCAUCAAGUACCUUUGAAGGAAUAGGAUUUCAAUACAAGUCAUAGUACAAUACAUAAUACAAGUCUUUGGUUUGAUGUUGAUUACAACAGAAAAUCGUUUUGGCUGUGUAAGCAGUCCAGAGCAUGAAUUUAAAAAUUAAGCCCAUUUUAGGACCAAUAAUGUUUUUUUAAUGUGACAAUUAAGCACAUUUCCAUUAAAUAUUCAGAUUGUAAUGUGAAAAUUGCAAAAUAUUUAUACACAUCAUGGUAGUAUUUGUUGUACUGUCUUGAUGCUGAUUUAAAUUUUUUUUUUUAAUGUACUUGUGGUAUUACGUAUGAAAAUCACUUGAGAGUAAUGGGAAUUCGAGUGGGAUUUGAUUAUUUUGGGGAGCAAAAUUUGCUUAAUUGUUAUGACAGUAAAGUUACACUGAAAAUAGUAAU